CACUAUUUCGUAUUCAAUCACAAACUGAAACAACAGAUAUAAAAUCAGUAUGCUAUUGAAAAUACAAAAAAGUGUUAUUCCUAGGUUUGGGGUUCGUUAUUAUGGAAAAGUUGGAAUAAUUGGUGUACCAUUCGAAAAAGGACAGUGUAAGGAAGGAGUAGCUGAUGGUCCAAAAACGAUUAAAGCAGCUGGACUAAUCCAAGAAUUACAAUCUUUAGGCUUGGAUGUAAAAGAUUAUGGUGACAUUUUGUACAAAACAAAGGAUGUGGAUGGUGUGAGCAACAUGUCACACUUAGGCGAUGUCGCUGGUUGCACUAGUAUUUUAUCUGAAAAAGUUCAAAAGGUUUUAAACGAUGGCCGUCGGGUAUUAACUAUUGGGGGUGAUCAUAGUGUAGGAAUUGGAACUAUAGAUGGUCAUGUAAAGGUAAAGAAAGACGUAGGUGUAAUAUGGGUUGAUGCUCAUGCAGAUCUUAAUACUAAUAAAACUAGUGAAAGUGGGAAUGUUCACGGAAUGCCUGUAGCAUUGUUAACUUCUGAAUUGGCCGAUUAUUGGCCACAUCUUCCAGGCAUGGAUUGGCAGCAACCAAUGCUAUCAAUUAGAAAUGUGGCUUAUAUUGCAUUAAGAUCUGUAGAUCGUUAUGAGAGAUUAGUGAUUGAAAAAUUUGGUAUCACUGCUUAUGGGAUGGAAGAUGUUGAACGAUAUGGUAUUCACGAUGUUGUGAACAUGGCAGUAAAUAAAAUAGAUCCUGAUGAUUCAAAGUCGUUGCAUGUUAGUUUUGAUAUCGAUUCGCUUGAUCCUUUGGAAGCACCAAGCACAGGAACUCCUGUGCGUGGUGGAUUAUCCCUUAGAGAAGCUGUUCAUUUAAUGGAAGAAUUAUACAGAACAAACAGAUUGAAUGCUGUUGAUCUUGUAGAAGUAAAUCCUCGCAUCGGUGAUUCACGUGACGUUCGUUUAACCGUCGAGGCUGCUAUACAUAUUAUUCAAGCUGGUUUUGGCUAUACAAGAAGAGGUCUUAAGGUUCCGAAGGGUGUUACUGACAUGCCAUUACAAACAUUUAGAUAGCAGUUUGAUCAUAUUUAUUCUUACAUUAGCAUACAUAUGUAAACAUAAUCAAGUUAUCAUAUUUUCUCUUGUCUGGAGUUUGUACAAUAAUAAACUUUUAUACAUUUUUAGACAGUACCAUAAAAAUAUAACAGCAAAACAAAAAGCAAUAAUG
Hylaeus anthracinus is the source of this 1217-nucleotide messenger RNA. It is a transcript of the gene arg, whose product is annotated as arginase, hepatic. Gene Ontology annotation, molecular function: manganese ion binding; arginase activity. Gene Ontology annotation, cellular component: cytosol; nucleus; cytoplasm. Bases 50 to 1063 code for a protein of 337 amino acids. Lineage: Eukaryota; Metazoa; Arthropoda; Insecta; Hymenoptera; Colletidae. The transcript is spliced from 7 exons. The record is from RefSeq and is a predicted model, not a curated record.